AUGUCUAACCUCCAAACCUCAACCCAACAAACAACAGCCAAGUCAGUACAGUUAGCACAACCAAAUACUCAAGCAAAUAUCAUAAACCCAAACCAACCCACUCAAGAUUCAAAUAGUAAUGCCAAAGCAGAGUUAGCAAACCAGGAACAAUCGUCAAUAAUCAAAACAAAUGAAGUGAUAUUAUCACAACAACAAACCCUUGAUGCACAACUAAAACAAAUAGUAAUUCCUACAGAUAAAAAUCAAAACAACUAUUGGGUAGAAGAAAUCUCCAAUACAUUAGAGAAAUGCAAAAAAGAAACCUUUAACCAUGAAACUUGGAAUAACGAUAAUAUAUUAAAAGCACUUACAGAAGAAUCACUCUUCAAAAAACUAAUAAAUCAUAAGUUACAGACUACUAUCCCAAAUAUAAACAUACCAAAGGCAAUUGCAAAUAAACUCAAAUACUGUGAUACAGUAUUCUUUAAAUUAUUUACCCGAGACAGAGGUACCCAACCCAGCUACCAGCUAGAAUUCAACAUCUUAAUGAACAUAGUAUUAGAAAGAUACAGAUGCAAACACAAUGUAGUUCUAGUAAAUAAAACCAAUCAAGUCCAAAUUUAUAAUAAACUAAGGAAAAAGAUUACAAUUGAUAGCAUUCUCACUUUAAACAUAGCCCAAUACGGGGACCAUGUUAGCACUCAGUAUAUAUUUUACUUGAUAAACUUUGGCAAAAUAGAAACAACGAUUGAAUUCGAACAAGUAUAUAAACUAAUUAGCCAAGCUCAAGCAGAAAGUCAUACAGAUUUACCAGAAAAUCUAAACAAAAUCCAAGUAGACAUAUUAGACAUAUUUCCUUUUAUAUUACUACUAAAUGAUAAUAGCAAAAUAGUAGCAGUAGUUCAGUCACUCAGACUUAUAUAUAUUUUUACAAGUUUGCCAGACUCAUACUUUGUAAAUGCUCGUACUUUCUUGCCAAACUAUCCAAGCCGGCUACACUCAGACAUCAAAGCAAUCUUCCUAAUUAAAGAAUAUAGCAACUUACAAUACUUAGCCGAGUACCGAAAAAAACUUCAAAAAUAUUACAUCAUUAAAGAGAAAUUACCAAUAACUUAUUUUAACUUACCUUCUGAGAAACUAAACCUAUCAUCCACAUCACAAGAACUUAAGACAAGAGUCAAAUACCUCUUUUCGUGCAAAUCCAAAAGUGAAAGCGAAUUUAGAGAUUUG
This is a messenger RNA of Racocetra persica, 1209 nucleotides long. The record is from the annotation of a GenBank genome assembly. NCBI's taxonomy places the organism in Eukaryota, Fungi, Glomeromycota, Glomeromycetes, Diversisporales, Gigasporaceae.